AACAUUUUGAAAAAACAAUCAUAUACAAGCAACAGUAAUUGAUACAGAAGCGUCGCGAGUAAUAUCCAGCAGUCAGCUACUCUGUGAGGCUUUUAUAUGCUUCGAAUGGACGUUCGGCUUCCGGGUAAAUGUCAAAACACUUCCGCUAAACUUCCUCUGCUUUACUUUCAUUGUUGACAGUUUGUUAACUACUGAAAAGAAUACGUUUUUUAACAGCCCAUAGUUUAAAAUCGGAUUAAGAGUAGUCAGUACAUCUGGAAUGACAUGUCGUUCGUUUAUUAGACGAGUAGCCGCUGCGUCAGUUGUGUGGGAAACUCUCAUGUUUGCUUCACUGUUAGGGAGCUAAGCAGCUAGCCGUCUAGCCUGCUGUACAGCUGCUGUGUGUCUGGGAAUUUGCACUGAAAACCAAGAUUAUGUUUCUCGGUGUGCUUUUGUUAUGCUUUUACUUGUUUUGAAUAACCUGUGCAGCAUGGAAUCUGAGGGAAUCGUCAUUCGGAUAAAGACACCGGUGGGAGACAUGGACUCAUCAGUGGACUGUCCAUCACAUCUCAACUUCAAUGAUUUGCUGGCCGCGAUCAGGGAUGUCAUGCCUGAAGCCACAGUCACAGCUUUUGAAUAUGAGGAUGAAGUUGGCGACCGAAUCACAGUUCGCAGUGAUGAGGAGCUCAAAGCCAUGCUGUCAUAUUAUUGCAACACAGUGAUGGAGCAACGCAUCAAUGGACUGUUACCUGAGCCUUUACAGAUAUUUCCACGAGCCGGUAAGACCCCAGGGAUCCGCAACAUACACGGCCUGAAGGUGAACACGCGGCCCGAAUGCUCGAGUGGCAGGGGCUCCUCUGCGGCUGAUUCCCGGUCCAAUGAUAGUUUAAAGAAAUCUUCAGCUGAGCUUAAGAAGAUUUUGACGAAUGGACAGAUAAAUGAACAUGACCUCCAGUACCAGGAGCAGCUUGGCCAUGGAAAUGGCGGAACAGUUUACAAAGCUUACCACUUGCUUGGGAAGAGAAUUGUAGCGGUUAAGGUUAUUCCUCUCGACAUCACGGUGGAGCUGCAGAAGCAGAUCAUGUCAGAGCUUGAGAUCCUUUAUAAGUGUGAUUCUCCAUACAUCAUAAAGUUCUACAGUGCGUUCUUUGUGGAGAACAGAAUAUCGAUAUGCACCGAGUUUAUGGAUGGUGGCUCUCUGGAUGUCUACUGGAGAAUCCCAGAGCAUGUCUUGGGUAGAAUUGCUGUUGCUGUGGUAAAAGGAUUAACGUAUCUCUGGAGCCUGAAGAUUUUACACAGAGAUGUGAAACCGUCCAACAUGCUGGUUAACACACGGGGUCAGGUCAAACUGUGUGACUUUGGAGUCAGCACACAGUUGGUGAACUCCAUUGCUAAAACAUACGUUGGAACCAAUGCAUACAUGGCGCCAGAGCGGAUAUCAGGGGAACAGUAUGGUAUUCACUCAGACGUUUGGAGCGUAGGAAUCUCUUUCAUGGAGUUGGCGUUGGGCUCUUUUCCAUAUCCACAGAUUCAAAAGAACCAGGGCUCUUUAAUGCCUCUCCAGUUAUUGCAGUGCAUUGUUGAUGAGGAUCCUCCGGUGCUUCCAAUUGGUCAGUUCAGUGAGAAAUUUGUCCACUUCAUUACACAAUGUAUGAGGAAGCAACCUAAAGAAAGACCAGCUCCAAACAAUCUUAUGGACCACCCCUUUAUCAUGCAAUAUAAUGACGGAAACACGGAGGUCGUGUCCAUGUGGGUGUGCCGCAGUCUAGAGGAGCGCAAGAGCCAGCAAGCACAGAGACUCAUGUGAACACCAGAUGGAAUUCUGGGAGAUGCUGUCCACGUUUCCUCACUUUACUUUUCCGCUGAACCUAGAGAAGCAGCGACUGAUCUCACAUGGAGCACCUCCUCACAACCUUGAGUUUAAUGGUGCACGGUGAGGGAACUGCUACGAGUCUAAUGCAGAUUACACUAGCAUCCUGCAAAUGAGGAUUUUAACCGUUUGCAUUGAUGCAAAUCUUUAACUUUGUUCUUCUGCAGUGGGUUUCUUUUCACUUUCUGUGCAGAUUUCAAAGUAAAUGUUUUUCGCAGAAGGUCCUUGCGGGGGGCUGUUGCUCGCUCGACUCCGAUUUAGUUCCUGUGGGUUGGGAUUUGAGUGGAAAUACUGUCUUUGUCUGUACUUAAAGCAACAAUCUGGUUUUGCCAAAACAUCGUGGGCACGUCAUAAAUCAUCUAGGUUUUUAAAUAUAUGCACUUGUGCUGCAGUGAAAGUCUUGCUGCUGUUGUUUUAAAGCCACUUUUGUUGAGUUUCACAAAUGGCCUGCCAGUGAGGAUGGAAAAGCGUCAUGCGUUGUUACGGUCGAAGGCAGUGGAUGAGCUUUGGUGGAAGGCGUGUGCGGAUGAGCUUUAGAUCGUCCAGCAGCAGGCCAUUGGGUUGUGUUAUUGCCUUCAUCCAGCAUAAGCCCAGCUGUGAUCUUUACUCAAGGGAUUCAUGGGAAUUGGUUCCUUUGAUUUGUGCAUUGCCUUAAUCUCUCUUUCAAGGUCAUUUUAUAUACUUUCAGCUCUAUGUACACUACUGUUUAGACGUUUGGGCUUGGUAAGACUUUUUUUGUAUUUAGUAAGAAUGCAUUAAAGGGGUCAUGAACUGAGAAAUCAAAAUUCCCUUGAUCUUUUGACAUACAAGAGGUCAUUAUACUAUAAAGGCAUCCUUUAAGUUUCAAAACCAGUCAUAAGUAGCACGGGUAUGUUUGUAGCAAUAGCCAAAAAUGCAUUGUAUGGGUCAAAAUUAUCGUACAUCAAUGGAAAGCGUAUUUAUUCGGACAAUAUUAGAGAAGAUUUCUAUUUCAAAUAAAUGUUGUUGUUUUUUUAACAACUUCUGAAGUGUCCUCAAAAAUAUGAAGCAGCACAGCUGUUUUCAACACUGGUAAUAAGAAAUGUUUCUUGAGCACCAAAUCAGCAUAUUAGAAUGAUUUCUGAAGGAUCGUAUGACACUGAAAGCUGAGUAAUGAAUGCUGUAAAUUCAGCUUUGCCACAUUACAUUUUUAAAUGUACUAAGAAUAGAAAACAAUUAUUUUAAAUCGUAAUAAUAUUUCACAACAUUACUUUUUACUAUGUUUUUGAUCAAAUGAAUGCUGCCUUGAUGAGCAUAAGAGACUUCAAAAAACAUUUAAGAUAAAAAUCUUACCAACCCCAAACUUUUAAGCGGCAGAGUGCUUUUUAAUGUUACACAGCAAAUCGGACAAGUCUAGUUAAUAUUUUCCCAUUAGUCUUUUAUGAAAGGAAAAUCUAUGAAAUUAACUUCAGAUGGGAAUUUAGAUAAGAACCUGUGUAUUCUUAGAUCACAUUAGCAGAUGCAGAUUAGCACAGCAGGAUCCACAGUACAGGUGCAAGAAUGGCAAUAUUGAUUCAUGUAACACCCUUUUAAGCCUGAAUUCAUGUUUCUCUUAUACUUCGAACCAGAAACUAAUAAAAUCCCUAUAUAACGUAUACAUCUGUAGUUAAGGUCAAAUGUUUAUAUACACCUUGCGGAAUCUGCAAAAUGGUAAUUAUUUUACCAAAAUAAGAGAGAUCAUACAAAAUGCUUGUUUUUUUUAAAAAAAAAUUUAUUUAAUACUGACCUGACCUGAAGAUAUUUCACAUAAAAGACAUUUACAUAUAGUCCACAAGAGAAAAUAAUAGUUGAAUUUAUAAAAUGACCCCGUUCAAAAGUUUACAUAUGCCUUGAUUCUUAAUACUGUGUUGUUACCUGAAUGAUCCACAGCUGUGUUUUUGUUUAGUGAUAGUUGUUCAUGAGUCCCAUGUUUUUCCUGAACAGUUAAACUGCCUGUUGUUCUUCAGAAAAAUCCUUCACAUCCCACAAAUUCUUUGGUUUUUCAGCAUUUUUAUGUAUUUGAACCCUUUCCAGCAAUGACUGUAUGAUUUUGAGAUCCGUCUUUUCACACUGAGGACAACUGAGGGACUCGUAUGCAACUAUUACAGAAGGUUCAAAUGUUCACUGAUGCUCCAGAAGGAAAAAUGAUGCGUUAAGAGCCGGGGUGUAAACUUUUGAACUUACUGAAUAUAUUUGCAUUUUUAUUUUUAUUUUUUUGCCUAAAUAUAUUUUUUUGAUUUAGAACUGCCCUUCAGAAGCUACAGAAGAUAAUUACAUGUUUCCCAGAAGACAAAUACAUAUAGUCUUGUGGACUAUAUGCAAAUGUGUUUUAUAUGAAAUAUCUUAUUUAGGUCAGUUCUAAAUAAAAAAAAAAACAAAAAAAAAAAACAUGCAUUUUGUACGAUCCCUCUGUUUUUUGUAAAAUAAUUAACAUUUAGCAGAUUCUGCAAGGUGUAUGUAAACUUUUGACCUCAACUGUAAAUUCACUGACUUAACUUACUGUAAAGUCCUCCUUCACUGAGGGUUUUAUCAAAGCAAAUUACAUUAACCACAUCAGGCCCUCACAUCGGCCUUUUCUUAUAUUUAUGUGUUAUUUUAGUGUCUCAUCAGUAUUACUUUAAAGACUUUUUUUAAAUGCAAUUGCCAUAUAUUUUUUUUAUUCAGAUAUUGUGGUUCAUCCCAGCCUGUGUCUUUUGAAUAAAUGUCUCACCGGUGGAUAUGACUGCCAUCAACAAAGUGGAGUAAGAGUGUUUUAUAUAAUGGAGAAUGUGUAGAGUUCUGAAAA
This is a messenger RNA of Labeo rohita (rohu), 4631 nucleotides long. RefSeq names its product mitogen-activated protein kinase kinase 5 (gene map2k5). NCBI's taxonomy places the organism in Eukaryota, Metazoa, Chordata, Actinopteri, Cypriniformes, Cyprinidae. The transcript has 22 exons. The coding region runs from base 437 to 1786 and encodes 449 amino acids. Gene Ontology annotation, molecular function: protein binding; protein kinase activity; ATP binding. The record is from RefSeq and is a predicted model, not a curated record. Gene Ontology annotation, biological process: protein phosphorylation.